Messenger RNA from Thalassophryne amazonica, 1396 nucleotides. RefSeq lists its product as uncharacterized. Bases 71 to 1396 code for a protein of 441 amino acids. The transcript is spliced from 9 exons. Lineage: Eukaryota; Metazoa; Chordata; Actinopteri; Batrachoidiformes; Batrachoididae. Gene Ontology annotation, molecular function: protein binding; guanyl-nucleotide exchange factor activity. The record is from RefSeq and is a predicted model, not a curated record.
GAUGCUUGUAUGGCUUAGUGCUGACAAGUUGAUCUUUCAUUCUCGUAGUUAAUGAUUUAUCGUAAUUCAAAUGUUACACCUGUGUUCUAUUCAUCCAGGUCCAGAUUCUGAAAUGUUCUUCAACCUCUUGACAAAUGUUCAGAACCAAAGGCUGGAUGAUCAGAGGAUGUUUCUUUCUGUAUUACCUGGGAUACAAAAUAAAGAGCCAGCGUCCACCAGUGGAGGAGAAACGGGUUACUUGUGUUACAUGAUCUCCAAAGUCCAGCAGACCAGACUAGAGGACCAAAGAUGCUUCCUCCCCCAAAACAAGGCAUCUAGUUUAGGCCGUCCAUGUUCAGCCUCCUUCAGCUCUGGCAGCUCAACUCAGAAUUCUGCAGCUAAAGAUCCAGAACCCGAACAGUUAUUCAUCCUCUUGGCCAACUCUCAGGGCCGACGACUUGAUGAUCAGAGAGUGUUACUUCCAUCAUUACCGGGGAUACAGACAGGAACAACUUCAGCUGCUGCAGAUGUAGAUGCAAGUUAUUUAUGCUACAUGAUCUCCAAAGUCCAGGGGUCAAGAAUGGAUGAACAGAGAUGUUAUGCUCCAAACAUUGUGGAGAAUCUGUGUAACCCAUCUACUCAGCCAAAACCUAAUCACAGUUCAGAUCAGCCUGAUGUGAGUUCUGCUAAAUCUCCGCAGAAGUCUGAUUUUCUACACCGUGUUAAACAGCUUUGGCAGGAAGCAUCUCCAGCCGAGCAGGAAAAAUUCUUUCAGAUGAUCACUAAAGCACAAAGUAAAUGCAUUGAAGACCAACGCUGCGUCUUAAAGCCUGUCAACUGUGAACCGGCAACUGCUGCACAGAAUGGAAGUGCUUUAAAUAACAGGCUCACAGGUUCGACAAAUGCACGACGGUUGGAUGAUCAGCACGUUGAGCUUCAAAACCUGCCCGGAAUUAGUGGGAGCUGUGAAGGGAAAGACAAAUGGAGUGAAACAAACACUGGAGUCCUGCAAUCAUCUGCACAUCAGAUCAUUCUGACAGAAAGGAUGCCAGCACCCAGAGGGAAUGACAGUUCCAGGAGCACAGCUCCACCUGGCAUAGGUGAUCCUGAAUUUGGUUCCUCCCAGUGCCCAUCCACAUCUACUUUAACACCCUCAACAGAAUAUCAGAAGGAUGAAUAUGUCACUGCUCAGGCUGCUGCAUAUGGCUUAAAUGAGACAGAAAUAACACAAACACCAGCAAGGGAGAAUGAAUCCAGGCCUAUCUCAGACACCCAAAUGGCUGAUGCUGAAUGUGGGUCCCCCAAAGACCGGUGUAAAUUGACUUCCUUCAGCUCUGAGGCAGAAGAUCAGAAGGAUGAGUUGCCAUCUCAGGUGAACCUGCUCGGUCUAAGCGAGAAGGAUGUUCAUCACACCUGA